Messenger RNA from Eruca vesicaria subsp. sativa (arugula), 1083 nucleotides. The record is from the annotation of a GenBank genome assembly. NCBI's taxonomy places the organism in Eukaryota, Viridiplantae, Streptophyta, Magnoliopsida, Brassicales, Brassicaceae.
AUGAUCGUAGGAGAGAAAGCUAGAGGUGGUUCAUCAUGGAGUAGGGAUGAUGAUAUUGCUUUUGAGAGCGCUCUUGCGAUUUAUACCGACGAGACAGAUAACCGUUGGGAGAAGAUUGCUGGGGUUGUUCCAGGGAAAACUGUAGAACAAGUUAUAGAGCAUUACGAGAGAGAGAAAGCUAGAGGUGGUUCAUCAUGGAGUAGGGAUGAUGAUAUUGCUUUUGAGAGCGCUCUUGCGAUUUAUACCGACGAGACAGAUAACCGUUGGGAGAAGAUUGCUGGGGUUGUUCCAGGGAAAACUGUAGAACAAGUUAUAGAGCAUUACGAGAGUUUACUUCAUGAUGUUAUGAAAAUUGAAUCUGGAGACAUACCUCUUCCUGAUUAUGAUAUUCCAGAAGAUACAAAUGUUAGAAGAAAAAACAUUGGGGCACGUAGCAACAGUCGCAAAUGUGAGAAUAAGCAAGAAGAUGAACCAACAUCAAAGCCAAAGCGACGUAAGGCGAUUCCAUGGACACCGCUUGAACACAAUCAAUUUCUUCUUGGUCUAAAAAAAUAUGGAAAAGGUGAUUGGCGUAGCAUUUCUCGUCAUGUUGUACUGACGAGAACACCAACGCAAGUUGCAAGCCACGCUCAAAAGUACUAUGAACGUCUCAAAUCUAAGAACAUCAGCAGGCAGAGACAGAGCAUUCACGAUUUCAACAUCUCAGCAAUGGAAGCACCAUUCACAUGGCCAGAUGCUCAAGCCACUUCACAACCAUCACUAGACCAUCCUACCAUAUGGAACACACAAGCCACUUCACAAUCAAUAGACCAUCAUGUAUUUGGGAAACCUACCAUAUGUAACAUGCAAGCCGCUUCGCAACCACCAAUGAAUGUUCAUGUCUAUGGCACACCCACUAUUGGCCAAUCAAUGGUUGGACCAAAAACUGACAUGAAUCUCUUGGCCAGAUCAGUCGGCCGUUGGGCCAAACCAAUGCCUUACGGGGUUCAACAUCAUUCGGUUCCUUACUCUUCAAUUCCUUAUGCACCAUUCAACAGAGGUCCAGUUCCAUAUACCAUGACAAAUAUACCUACUUCACGUUAG